AUCCAUUCAUCCAUCAUCCAUCAUCCAUCCAUCCAUUCGUCCAUUCGUCCAUCCAUGCCGACUUUUCACAGCAGACAGAUCUGUUCCUCACUCUCAUCCUCCUCUUCCUCACAUAUGGUGCAGUGACAUGAGAUGAAGAUGGAGCGAGACAUAAGUACCACCAGAGGAAGCUCACGUAACACUAGUGGUACACGUGUACCACAGUUUGAGAACCAUGGCUUCAAGCUGUACUGGUGGGAAUGGUAGGAAUUACGAGGCUGCAUGAAGGCAACAGCAGCCUCACACACACACACACACACACAACCGCAGGAUGAAGGAAGGAAGAGCGGAGCAGCAGAGCAGCAAAGUAAGCUCAUAAUCCUCCAUCUGCUCUCAGGAAGGCGCAGCUUUGGUCACCUGAGCAGAGGAGAAGCACGAGGACAGACAUGGAUAGUUGUGUCAUGUGACAGCUGUCGUCGUGUUUGGACAAACUGAAGAUCCAGCCUUUGUUUCUCUGUUACUUCCAUGUUUAUCUGCAUCACCAUGUUGAAGUGCACUCUGGUUUUAAGUUUGAUUCUCGCGGUAGUUUCUCGGAUCAUCGGGGAGCCGCAGACUCUUCCCUCUGUCGCGCUGCACGUGAGCUCCACACCGUCCUCCUCCAUCAUCAGUGACCGCGAAGGCACGAACGUGACAGAUGCUGCUGCGCUGGGAUCUCACGUGUCAUCAUCCUUCAUGACGCAUCUGCCCGCGCUGAAAAACAUCGUGCUCUUCAUCUGCGUGUUAACAGCUGCUCUCAUCACGUGUCUGCUCACCAGAGUGCUCAGAUCUGGGAGAAAGAUCAGAAAAACACGGAAAUAUGACAUCAUAACAACACCAGCAGAGCGCGUUGAGAUGGCUCCACUGAAUGAGGAGCAUGACGAUGAGGAUGACUCCGUUCUGUUUGAUGUCAAAUACAGGUGAAUUCCAGCGUUGACGUCAACAUCUGUGUGAUCUCCUGUAUUCAGUGACAUGAAAUGCUACACGUGCAUGCCUUUGAGCCGCAUGGAUGUCAUCGUUUGCUGUUUCCUGUCGUGACUUCUCCAAAGUCAUUCAGCUGUUACGGUGGAGUUCACUCGUCUUCACAAGAAUUCAUUUAACAUUUUAUUCUUUAGACUUUCUCAAGGUUCAUGUUCCAAAUAUUGUUUUCUUUUGAGCUUAAGCCAAAAAGUAUGUUGGUCUGUACAGUUUCUGUAGCCUGUGAUCCGCCUCUCUGUGGCCUCGGAAAUCAGUCGUCAGUUGAGCAAAAACAUGCAAUAAAUAUUGUGAAAAGACCGUUUUCCAGUGUAAACAUGGAUCAUUACAACGUAACAGCAGAUAUACAGUAUCUUCAUCUACUAAGCACUUUGUUGUGGGAAGUCUUUCUGUGUCGUUUUACUUUCCUAUUUUGCUGCGAUCUCUGGUCAUUUUUCAAAUGUUGAUAAAAACUUCAUCAUCAGUAUAUAUUUCUAUUGUAUACAAGUGUAAAGUAUUAUUAUUAUUAAAUUAUUGGUAAGCCAAACAUGCUGUGAAUGUGAAUGCUGCAGUGUAUCAACAGCAUGUGCUGUCAAAACACUCAAUGACAGAACAUCCCCAUCAUAUUUAACAUGAUCCCUGUUACACACGUGUGGUAAAGAGUCUCUCCAGUCAUUUGGUGCAACUUUGAAUAUUAAAAGAAACCACCACGUCAUUUUCAUCAA
Messenger RNA from Solea solea (common sole), 1694 nucleotides. It is a transcript of the gene fam174b, whose product is annotated as family with sequence similarity 174 member B. Bases 505 to 939 code for a protein of 144 amino acids. The record is from RefSeq and is a predicted model, not a curated record. NCBI's taxonomy places the organism in Eukaryota, Metazoa, Chordata, Actinopteri, Pleuronectiformes, Soleidae. The transcript has 4 exons.